Lucilia sericata (common green bottle fly) is the source of this 2848-nucleotide messenger RNA. It is a transcript of the gene Traf4, whose product is annotated as TNF receptor-associated factor 4. Gene Ontology annotation, biological process: protein K63-linked ubiquitination; tumor necrosis factor-mediated signaling pathway; regulation of apoptotic process. The coding region runs from base 483 to 1934 and encodes 483 amino acids. Gene Ontology annotation, molecular function: protein binding; zinc ion binding. Gene Ontology annotation, cellular component: plasma membrane signaling receptor complex. Lineage: Eukaryota; Metazoa; Arthropoda; Insecta; Diptera; Calliphoridae. The record is from RefSeq and is a predicted model, not a curated record. The transcript is spliced from 3 exons.
ACACACUGGGUUUAUUAACAAUUCAAAAAGCCAUUUGCGCACACACAUGCUACGAAAACCCCUCGAACUACGAACAAAAUAAAAAGUUGUUUAGUGAAGCAAAAGAAGUUUCACAAUUUUAUAAAUUCAGUUGCUCUUUAACAAGCGGCAUGAUCGGAACAAAAUAAAAACGUUUAACGGUUAGAAAAAUUAAUAUAAUUUAAAAAAUAAACUUAUAAAUUUUAGUGAAGAAAAAAAAAACAAACGCUCUUUUAUUAAUAACAAAAGAAUAAAAACAAAUAAACUUAUAGAAAUGUUUUAUUGUUUAUAAAAAAUAUUGAAUUUAAGUAAAAAAAAAUUAAUAUUUUAAAAAAAUUUUAUUAUAAACCAAAAAAGUGAGAACAAAUUUUAAAAAUUAUUGAAAAUAUAAUUUAAACAAAAUUAGUGAAACCUUUUGGUUUUAAGUGUUUGAAAAAGAAAAUAGAACAAAAACAAACUUAAUUAUGGUGCGUAGUUUGGCUCAGUGGACGAAAACCUUGAGUUUUCCUUCACGUUUAUCACCAAAUCGUAAUUCUAAGGAUUGUUCAACAUUAAAUGCUACUAGUCCAAUACCACCUCCCACACCACCCAGGAAUAAAAACUCAAAUUGUGCUACCUCGAGAUCAUCAUCCUCAACAGUGUCUUCAAAUUCAGGCACUUCAACACAUUCAUCGAAUAAUAACAACAAUAAUAUGCCCAUAACGGAAUUGGAACAAAUUAUUUACCCUGGUCCCGAUCCGAAACAAGCUAUAAUGGGUUCUUUGGUAUUUUGCAUACAUCAUAAACAGGGCUGCACCUGGUCAGAUGAAUUGAGAAAGUUAAAGGCUCAUUUGAAUGUUUGUAAACAUGAUGCUACCCAGUGUCCCAAUAAGUGCGGUGCCCAGAUUCCUCGUAUAAUGAUGACAGAUCAUUUGCAGUAUACCUGCACUAUGAGACGUACCAAGUGUGAAUUUUGUCAAAGUGAAUUUUCCGGAGCUGGUUUAGAGGAACAUGCUGGUACUUGUGGUCAAGAGCCCAUAUAUUGUGAGGCCAAGUGCGGCCAGCGUGUGUUGAGAGGUCGCAUGACUUUACACAAAUCCAAGGAUUGUACCAAACGCUUAAGACGUUGCUUACACUGCAAUCGGGAAUUUUCAGCCGAUACUUUGGCUUUGCAUGUCAAUCAAUGCCCACGUGCUCCUGCUGUAUGCCCUCAGCGUUGCGAUGUGGGACCCAUUGCUCGUGCCGAUAUGGAAGCCCAUUUGAGAGAUGAAUGCAAAGCUUUGGCCAUUUCAUGCACAUUCAAAGAGGCCGGCUGCAGAUUUAAAGGACCCAGACACAUGUUGGAAGCCCACUUAGAGGCCAAUGCCGCUUCACAUUUGUCUUUAAUGGUCGCUUUAUCUGCCAGACAGGGACAACAAAUCCAAAUGUUAAAAUCAGCCGUCUCUAAAUUGUCCAUUAAUUUCACUGGCACUUUAUUGUGGAAAAUUACCGAUUGGUCUGCUAAAAUGUCAGAGGCCAAAGGCAAAGAUGGUUUGGAAUUAGUUUCACCACCAUUUUAUACCUCUCAAUAUGGCUACAAAUUGCAAGCUUCCAUGUUCUUAAAUGGCAAUGGUCCCGGUGAAAAUACUCAUGUUUCGGUUUAUAUCAAAGUAUUGCCUGGUGAAUAUGAUGCUUUACUAAAAUGGCCUUUCUCCCACUCCAUAACCUUUACCCUCUUCGAACAAGGAGCACAGGCUGGUCAAGGUGGUGUAGCCGAAUCAUUUGUACCCGAUCCCACUUGGGAAAAUUUCCAACGCCCUUCAAACGAACCCGAUCAAUUAGGUUUUGGUUUCCCCCGUUUCAUAGCUCAUGAUUUGCUCUAUAAGCGUCCCUUCAUUAAGGACGACACCGUGUUUCUGAGAGUCAAAGUUGAUCCCAGCAAAAUAGUAGCAGUUUAAGUUUAAUAAAACUUAAUCGUAGUUUUAACUCUUAUUUUCGUUAUGAAUACUGUGUAUUUAAGUUAAAGUUAAAAUUACUAUAUUAAGACAACAACACACACGUGUAUUUUAGUUUUAAGACAAACACCCCCCUUUGUACAUAUAGAAAUAUAUAUUUGAAAUAUUAUUAACAUUAAUGAAAUGAAAUCAUAAGUUUAAUACCAAAAAGAAAUGAAAAUUACAAAACAGCUUCACUUAAGUAGACUUAGUUUGCUACUUUAGUUUAAUGAAUGCUUUUACACAAUUGAAAUAUUUACACACACAACAAUUAGUCAACUAAAUUUUUUAUUGUUUUAAUUAUAAUUAAGUAAAAAUAUCCACAUUUUGUUUAAACAACUCUUUAAGCUUGUUUUGUUAAUUUAAGCAGAGCUGUAAAGGUGUUAAAAAAAUCGUGCUGGAAUCAAACCAAAGUCAUCAUCAAACAAACACAUCUAUACUUUUGUAAUAAUUGUAGCGCACAAAUUGUUUUCGCUUAUGUAUGUAAGGAAAAGUUUGUGUCUUAAGUCUUUCGUUUUUUUCUAUUUAAGUCGAAAAAAAUUCUUUCAAAAGAUCUUUUACUUACAAAUUUAUUUUAUAAACUUCAGCGUAUGUGUAUGUUAAAGUUAAAUUAAAAAUACAAAUACAUAAAAUAGCAACAGGAUAAAACUCUGGUAGUUUUUAGUUUAAAAAUAUAUAUAUUUUUUCUUUUAUCCAUAAUUUAAAACGAAAAGAAAACAUUUAGUUAUAUCUUUUUGCGCAAAAUACAAAAAUAGUCAUAGUUAUGUAAUGUGUAUGUUAGUUUGUUAAGACGAUAAAACAUUUUUAUAAAAACAUAUUUCUGUUAAAGUAAUAUGUAUAUAAUUAUAUAAAUAAUAAUAAAAAAAAUCAUUUUUUGU